AUGGCACCGCUGCGCCAGCUCAAGCCUCCGCGGGGCGAGCUGGACGAGCUCAGCAUCUAUGGUUUCCAGCGCGACAAUGUGGGAGGAGAUGAGAGCGUGUGCAAGCGGCCGUGGUGGCGGAAGAUGCUCCACCAGAAUGCGACUGCGCCGGACAACUCAACACCGGAAAUCCACAGUACCGCCCUUGCACCCCCAAUGCAACGUGGCACCCUCAAUGCAACAUGUGCUGAGCUUGUAUAG
This is a messenger RNA of Coniophora puteana RWD-64-598 SS2, 240 nucleotides long. RefSeq lists its product as uncharacterized. Lineage: Eukaryota; Fungi; Basidiomycota; Agaricomycetes; Boletales; Coniophoraceae. The transcript has 2 exons. The coding region runs from base 1 to 240 and encodes 79 amino acids. The record is from RefSeq and is a predicted model, not a curated record.